This is a messenger RNA of Zeugodacus cucurbitae (melon fly), 3404 nucleotides long. It is a transcript of the gene hzg, whose product is annotated as phosphatase Herzog. The transcript has 7 exons. Gene Ontology annotation, molecular function: RNA polymerase II CTD heptapeptide repeat phosphatase activity. The record is from RefSeq and is a predicted model, not a curated record. Lineage: Eukaryota; Metazoa; Arthropoda; Insecta; Diptera; Tephritidae. Bases 802 to 1905 code for a protein of 367 amino acids.
AUUUGUUCAGUUUCUUUUAGACUACAAGGCGAAAAGGUGUUGUGUUAUACGGUUUAAACGCGUACGAUUGCAUAUGGCGGAAAUUUUUUGUUUUUAUUUUUUUCUACUACAUAAAAAUUUCAAACGAAACGAGUGCGAUAAUCAGCAAACAGACGAAUUAGUGUCGAAAUAAAUACGAGUAUUAAAGGACGGGCUAAGGCAUAGACGUGUUUCAAGUGGAAAACGCAUAAAGUGAAGUGUUUUCUUUGUGUUCUUCAAGUUUGCUGAGGUUCCUUUGAGUUGAAAAAAUAAAAAAAAAAAAUAAUAAUAUUAAAUAUUAAAGUUUAUUCAAAAUAAUUUCACACAAACAACAGUAUUUUUGUAGUCACAGAACAAAGAAAACGUUUUCUUUCAAAAGUGUUAUUGCUACAAACAAACAAGAUUAAAGAUUAUUACAUAAUUUCGCGCAUAAAACGAAACGUCUUUUAACAAACAAACAAACAAAAAGUAUAAACAAAUACAAAUAUAUAUAAAAUAUUUAACGACGACACGCGUGCACAGCAGCAGCAACAACCGAAAAGUGAAACGAAGUUGAAAAGAAAAUUUUAUUAAAACAAAAUAAUAAAAAAACGCGCGUGUGUUUGUGCAACAUAUCUUUUGUAUAAGAUUUUAGUUUUUUAUUUAUAUCUUGUUGCGUGCGAAAUUUAUUUGUUUGCCAAUUUUUGUUGUUUUUUUUUAAACACACACAAAAAAGUAAAACGACAACGGCAGGCAAACUCCAAUAUUUGCCUACCGAGAGUGUUGUCAAAAAUUUAUGCUUAAAUGGAUGCAACAUCAAUAAUCACACAAGUCUCACGCGACGAUGAGCAGUUAAACGUGUGCCCAAAUGAGAAAGAUGAUGUCGAACGUUUGAAACCACCAAAACGCGGCUUCUUUCAAUCGUUUCUAUGCUGCUGGCGACGUAAUCGUACGAAAACCAAUCAAAAUGGCACAUCAAUCGAUGGUUCCACAACACCGCCACCAUUACCGGACCAACAAAGGUACCUACUACCUCAGGUUAGGCACUCGGAUAUGCAUAAGAAAUGCAUGGUUAUCGAUUUGGAUGAGACAUUAGUUCACAGUAGUUUUAAGCCGAUUCCAAAUGCUGAUUUUAUUGUACCAGUGGAAAUUGAUGGCACCAUCCAUCAAGUUUAUGUACUCAAACGACCCUACGUCGAUGAGUUCCUGCGAAAAAUGGGCGAAUUGUACGAGUGUGUUUUAUUUACAGCAUCACUAGCCAAAUACGCGGAUCCCGUUGCCGAUCUGUUAGACAAAUGGGAUGUGUUUCGCGCAAGACUGUUCAGGGAAUCGUGCGUUUAUUACAGGGGAAAUUAUAUUAAGGAUUUAAAUCGUCUUGGACGUGAUUUACAAAAAAUUGUCAUUGUUGAUAAUUCACCAGCGAGUUAUAUAUUUCAUCCAGAUAAUGCGGUUCCUGUAAAGUCAUGGUUUGAUGACACGAACGAUUCGGAGUUGCUUGAACUGAUACCGCUGUUUGAAAAACUCAGCAAAGUUGAUUCUGUAUAUAGCGUUCUGUGCAAUUCCAAUAAUCCGCUGAAUAAUGUUGUCAAAAUUAACAACACGAAUCAACAGCAAAUGUCCAUGCCGCAGGCGCAGAUACAGCAAACUAUGCAACAGCAACAACAAUUGCAAAUACAAACGACACAUCCACAGAAUCAGCAACAGGGUGUGCAACAGACGAUUACAGCAACAACGGUAAUUACGCAAGCGACAACAAUAUCAGUACCGACAUUGCUGACGACACAGCAUCCGCAUCAAUUGCAACAGCAACAACAGCAGCAACAGCAUCAACUGCAAACAAACCAGCAGCAGCAGCAGCAGCUGGAAGGUAGUCCGCCAAAUCCGCCCGAUUUAAGUAAUAAAACGUAACAUCAGUGGGAAUUGAUGUUUAUUAAUAUAUAAUUUGCGUUUUUUGCUUUUAAAUAAAUUAGCGUACACACAUACAUACAUACAUAUAUAUAUACAAAGAAAUAUGUAUAUAAUAAACGUAUAAUAUUAAUAUUAUAUAGCUAUAUAUACAUACAUAUAUAUUUAUAUGUAAAAAAAAAAACAGAAAGAAAUUAUACAAUACACAAACAAAAGAAACAAAUUAACGCGCUACCUAUCCCCCCGCGAAAUACUUUCCUAAUAACAAUUGCUGCAAUUUUUUUUUAUUAAGAACAAAAACAAAAAAGAAAACUACAAAAAAAACACAAAAACAAAUUGAAUUAAUACUACUUAUAUAUACAUAUUUACACAUGCAAGUGUGUAGACAAAUCGAAGUUAUAAUAUGUAAUAUGUAUAUGUACAUAUGUAUUUAUAUAUAUAAAUAUAGAUACAACACACAGUUGAUGUAGGCUAAGUAUGUAGCAAAGCAUACAUUAAACAUAUAGUACAUACACACAACAUACUUAUACCAACAACAACCAAUCUAACAGAAGAUGCUGAUCAAGUUUAUAAAUUAUUAUUAAGUGCAGCUGUAAAGCAUUACAUACAUACAUACAUACAUAAGAAUACAAAUAAUAAGUCAGGCGAAUGCAUACAAAUGCAUAACUAAAUGCAAAAGAACCACAACCACCAAACAAACAAAAGUAGCAGAGAGAAGCAGCAACAAAAAAUAAAAGUAAUAGUAGGGCAAAGUAUAGAAUGCGCGGCGGCGUGUAAUGAUAUCUGUAGGUGUGAAAUGUGUGAUGAAACGAACGCUUUUGAAAAAUGUUGCAAAAAAGUGUGCGCGUGUAAGCGAAAAAGUCGGAAUGAAAGACGAAUGCAAAAGAAACACAAAAAAACAACAAAAAUUAAAACAAAAAAGUAGUAAAGAGCAUAAAAAAGUUAAUCAGUGCGGCAUUGUAUGAGCAAUGAUUGGCAAAACGAAGUGUUUAGCAAGCAUACACAUAUACAUGCAUACAGAAAAAAAUUUAUGCAAACGAACAAAAACAAAAAAAUAUUUAUUUAUGCGAGCGCAACUAUAUUUUUUAUUAAAAUAUAACUAGCAUAAGCCGACAUUUGCUUAAAAAAAAGAAAAAACCAACAAAGAGUAUGCGAAAAUCUGUGCAUAAAGCAACACUAAAAACAAGCGCGAACAAAAUAGAAAAAACAACAACUAAUGUUAAAUAAAGGCACACUUUAACUGCAUAUAAAGUAGAACGCCUCUCCUGCCGCACAUACAAACAAACAAACAUAGAACAACAGGUGAAAUAGUUAAAGAACUUGUAUACAUAACUAUGCGUAUUCAACAUACAUACAUAAAUAAUAUGUAUGCAACAUAGCUUUUUAUAUACAAUUUCCAAUUAGUUUUCCAUCAGUUUGCUUUAUACGCGCUCACCAUAUCGUCGUACACACCGUACACCAGUUUACCCUUACUCACAUUUAUAUACUAGCUAAUAGUUGAA